AUGUACAGAGGAUCGAGCUGGCAGUUGAAAAAUUCGCAGGCAGAUACUACUGUUCCACAACGCCAUGAAUUCCCUUGCUUUAGAUGGAUCGAGGUGAAACGAGAAUGGCAGGCGGAGCGCGCGCGGCUGCAGGCCAUGCAGAUGCGGGCAGUGGCGGGCUCGCCAAUCCAGCCGGCGAACGACGUGCCGCCGGUGACGGCCUACGGUGGCCGAGUCAUCGAGCUGGGUGCCGUGAACCGGUUCCUGGACGACAUCCUGCGCGAGAAGCCCGCGCGGUUCACGCCGGAGGACCUCCGCGAGUUCACCCGGAACUACGCGGAGCGGCUGGGCUCCGGCGGCUUCGGCGUGGUGUACCGCGGCGCGUUCCCGAACGGCGCGCCGGUGGCGGUCAAGAUCCUGAACAGCACGCUGGACCGGCGCGCCGAGGAGCAGUUCAUGGCGGAGGUCGCCACGGCGGGGCGCACCUACCACAUCAACCUCGUGCGCCUCUACGGCUUCUGCUUCGACGCCACCACCAAGGCGCUCGUGUACGAGUACCUCGAGAAGGGCUCGCUCGACCGCGUGCUGUUCGAGCACGAGCAGCGGUGGGCCCAGCUGGUGGGCGACGCCGGCCUCGGCUUGGACACGCUCUACGGCGUGGUCGUGGGCACGGCGCGCGGGGUGAGGUACCUGCACGAGGAGUGCCAGCACCGGAUCAUCCACUACGACAUCAAGCCGGGCAACGUGCUCCUCACCGCCGACUACACCCCGAAGGUGGCCGACUUCGGGCUCGCCAGGCUCUGCAACCGCGACAACACCCACCUGACCAUGACCGGCGCGCGGGGCACGCCCGGGUACGCCGCGCCGGAGCUGUGGCUGCCGCUGCCUGUGACGCACAAGUGCGACGUGUACAGCUUCGGCAUGCUGGUGUUCGAGAUCCUCGGGAGGCGGCGCAACCUCGAGCCGCAGCACCCCGCCGUGAGCCAGGAGUGGUACCCCAGGUGGGUGUGGCAGCGCUUCGACCAGGGGUGGUUCGAAGACGUGAUGGCGGCGUCGGGGAUCCAGGCCAAGGACCGGGACAAGGCGGAGAGGAUGUGCAAGGUGGCGCUCUGGUGCGUGCAGUACCAGCCGGAGGCGAGGCCGUCCAUGAGCAGCGUGGUCAGGAUGCUGGAAGGUGAGGAGGAGAUCGCGCGACCUGUGAACCCAUUCGCGUACAUCGCGAGCCUCCACACGACUUCUUCCAGCUCGAGCGCCGCCGCUUCCGGCGACUCGUCCAAGGAAACUCGGGGCACGAUGGGGGAAAUUGAUAAUCAGGGCAGGUGAUGCGGCGAAACAUGUUCCUUUCCUUCCUCGUGUGCAUAGGUACCUGUUGUUUGAAUUGUACGACA
Panicum virgatum (switchgrass) is the source of this 1367-nucleotide messenger RNA. RefSeq names its product rust resistance kinase Lr10-like. The transcript has 4 exons. Bases 1 to 1302 code for a protein of 433 amino acids. Gene Ontology annotation, biological process: protein phosphorylation. Gene Ontology annotation, molecular function: protein kinase activity; ATP binding. The record is from RefSeq and is a predicted model, not a curated record. NCBI's taxonomy places the organism in Eukaryota, Viridiplantae, Streptophyta, Magnoliopsida, Poales, Poaceae.